AUGCUCCUGGACGCCGGACCCCAGUAUCCCGCGAUCGGCGUGACCACCUUUGGUGCAUCCCGGCACCACUCGGCGGGCGACGUGGCCGAGAGAGACGUGGGCCUGGGUAUCAACCCGUUCGCCGACGGCAUGGGCGCCUUCAAGCUCAACCCCAGUUCGCACGAACUGGCCUCGGCCGGCCAGACAGCCUUCACGUCGCAGGCUCCCGGCUACGCCGCUGCUGCGGCCCUGGGCCACCAUCACCACCCCGGCCACGUCGGCUCCUACUCCAGCGCUGCUUUCAAUUCUACCCGGGACUUUCUGUUCCGCAACCGGGGCUUCGGCGACGCGGCGGCGGCAGCUAGCGCCCAGCACAGUCUCUUCGCUGCUUCGGCCGGCGGCUUCGGGGGCCCACACGGCCAUACGGACGCCGCGGGCCACCUCCUUUUUUCUGGGCUUCACGAGCAGGCGGCCGGCCACGCUUCGCCCAACGUGGUUAACGGGCAGAUGCGGCUAGGUUUCUCCGGGGACAUGUACCCACGGCCGGAGCAGUACGGCCAGGUGACCAGCCCGCGAUCCGAGCACUAUGCUGCCCCGCAGCUUCACGGCUACGGGCCCAUGAACGUGAACAUGGCUGCACACCACGGCGCUGGAGCCUUCUUCCGCUAUAUGCGCCAACCCAUCAAGCAAGAGCUUAUCUGUAAAUGGAUCGAGCCGGAGCAGCUGGCCAACCCCAAAAAGUCGUGCAACAAAACUUUCAGCACCAUGCACGAGCUGGUCACGCACGUCACGGUGGAGCACGUCGGCGGCCCAGAGCAGAGCAACCACAUCUGCUUCUGGGAGGAGUGCCCACGGGAGGGCAAGCCCUUCAAAGCCAAAUACAAACUGGUCAACCACAUCCGCGUGCACACAGGCGAAAAGCCUUUUCCCUGCCCGUUUCCUGGCUGCGGCAAGGUUUUCGCGCGUUCAGAGAACCUCAAGAUCCACAAAAGGACGCACACAGGGGAGAAGCCCUUCAAGUGCGAGUUCGAGGGCUGCGACCGGCGCUUCGCCAACAGCAGCGACCGCAAGAAGCACAUGCACGUGCACACUAGCGACAAGCCCUACCUUUGCAAGAUGUGCGACAAGUCCUACACGCACCCCAGCUCUCUGCGCAAACACAUGAAGGUCCACGAGUCCUCUUCUCAGGGCUCGCAGCCUUCACCCGCCGCCAGCUCCGGGUAUGAGUCGUCCACGCCACCCACCAUCGUGUCUCCCACCACAGACAACCCGACCACCAGUUCCAUGUCGCCCUCCUCCUCCGCGGUCCACCACACAGCCGGCCACAGCGCGCUCUCUUCCAAUUUUAACGAAUGGUACGUUUAA
Apodemus sylvaticus (European woodmouse) is the source of this 1344-nucleotide messenger RNA. It is a transcript of the gene Zic1, whose product is annotated as Zic family member 1. Gene Ontology annotation, molecular function: RNA polymerase II cis-regulatory region sequence-specific DNA binding; DNA-binding transcription factor activity, RNA polymerase II-specific. NCBI's taxonomy places the organism in Eukaryota, Metazoa, Chordata, Mammalia, Rodentia, Muridae. Gene Ontology annotation, cellular component: nucleus. The transcript is spliced from 3 exons. Bases 1 to 1344 code for a protein of 447 amino acids. The record is from RefSeq and is a predicted model, not a curated record. Gene Ontology annotation, biological process: central nervous system development; regulation of transcription by RNA polymerase II.